This is a messenger RNA of Ostertagia ostertagi, 495 nucleotides long. Lineage: Eukaryota; Metazoa; Nematoda; Chromadorea; Rhabditida; Trichostrongylidae. The record is from the annotation of a GenBank genome assembly.
AUGGAUAGCUCGUCAGGUGAAUGCGUAACACCAUGUAAAUCACCGCCCACUUCACAGAGCUCUGUUGAGAGCAUUGCAGAGGAAGUCGGCGCUCUCCACGAGAGCUCAGAAGAGAAGCAGAAUUCCUCGAAGCGGCAAAUCACCCAUGGAUCUCGCUCACAAGGGAAACGAUAUGCCAGAAGUCCCAGCAACGAUGGCAAGCCUCCACAGUCUUGUUGUCAGUUUUGCUCUCCGUGUCAAGGUUUCCAAGCAAUGUCCCGUCGGUGUCAACGCAAUGCACUUCUUCAAUUGAUCAGUACUUGUGGACUGCAGCAUGUUCGCCAUGUUCGCCAGCUGAUAGAACCUCAUUUUCAGAAGGAUUUUCUUUCACAUCUACCUGUGGAGCUUGCAAUUCAAAUUGUCGCAAAUCUCCCAAUGGCUGACAUAGUCCGUGCUGCUCGGGUUUCUCGCUUCUGGCGUGACAUAUGUGAAGAUGACCGCAUGUGGCGUUUGAAA